UUUGCAGGUUGUACCACUAUUCUACAUGCAAGGAAGUCUUUGUGGAAAGCGCUCCUGUGAAACACAUUAGUAUCAGAUCAGCCACAUCAAUAUUCUAGCAACUAUAGAAAAUUAUAAGAAGUGCUGUGUUCUUCUACUUUCACUAUGGUUCUUCAUCACAUCUCAUAUACUCACCCUCGAAAACACCCUUUUGGUUGAUCCAUUGCCUCUUCAAAUCAGCAUGACGAACGCAACACAAGACUAUGGCGACCUCAGAGUCACUAUGACCUCAGCCCUCGACUGGAUCUGGAACGACCUGGACAGUGGAGCCACGACGGACUUUGAAGCCUACCAUCCGAGAUCUCAGGGAAACUUGCGUCCUCUAGGAUCUGUUGGUUUUUCUUCUUAUGGUGACAGGAAUGGCAAGUUUGCUGUUAUCCUUGUUGGAAACAACCCGAGUUCUACAGGUAAACCGGCAGUCGCUAGUCCCACUGGGUACGAUCAAAUCUGGCGUGACGAGGAGAGCGGGGGCGAGUAUGAUGGGUCUUUCUGGAGACCCAGAGCACCGAGUGGGUACGUCGCACUUGGAGAUGUAUGUCAAAGAUAUUGGAAUACCCCUAGCACGGACAUAAUUUGGUGUGUUCGUUCUGAUUUGGUUCAAGACUCGAACUACUUCAGAUCAAAAGUUUGGGAUGAUCAUAUGUCAGGAGCUACGUUGGAUUGUUCUGUGUGGGACAUUGGACUCCCUUCUCUUGGUGUAAACGGGAGCGCAAAUAUCCCGAUCUCGACAAAUACUUUCCGGGCCAAUAAUAACUGGUCUGAACCCAACAAUAGCCUCGCACAGGUUCUCGUCCUGCCAAACCCAAAAAAGUUUGUCGAGUUCACUACUCCUCCACCGAAGUUCACAAAAAAUAAUCUCCCCAAGGGUGGCGAUAUAUUCAACUGCACUGAUCAAUGUCAAGUCACGCUCCCUUUCACUGUCUACUUCCCUCCCACGGACGCUGCGAGCCUUAGAGCAAUCAGUAACCCAUUCUGCACUCUCAGCAGGAGAAUCGCUUGGUAUGUUCACACGGUGCACAUCAAUGAUGGCGGAGGUACGAUUUCCGACUCCACCACAGUGACAAAAGGUGUCAGUAAUACGCUCUCGAAGGAGAUGACACAAUCCGCAGGAGUCUCGAUCUCUGCUUCAUACGGUAUCAUGGGGUUUGGCAUGGAUGUUAGUCUAAAUUAUCAGUUUACCUCGACCAUUUCCUCUAGUUUCACCGAGUAUGAGGAGACUUCGCGUACACAGGAAUAUACUGUUCCACCAUAUGAAGCUUCCAUUUUCCUCAGCAAACGGAUUUGGAUUCAGGCCAGCCGCGCAGAUGGAUCUAUCGUUCUCAGAGAAAUCAACUUCAAUGCUAACGAAGAUAUCCAUCUUAUCGGAGUCCCUCUUAAGUAGAAGAUGAUGUGGCUGUUGAUUGAUGGGAAUAGCAAGAUUGUGUUUUUGUUGGUAUUCAGUAUGAAGUUAGGACCUUAGGCUCAGUUACCUCCGAUGGGAAUAUGUUGGCCUGUAGGAUUCAAUAAUGGUUUGAAGGAUUCGAGGUCUUUAUCUUUCAGCUCUCCGUUUCCUAUCCAGCUCGGUUUUACUCUCAGCUCAUUUUCAAGCUUUCUAUC
Messenger RNA from Sclerotinia trifoliorum, 1635 nucleotides. The record is from the annotation of a GenBank genome assembly. Lineage: Eukaryota; Fungi; Ascomycota; Leotiomycetes; Helotiales; Sclerotiniaceae.